CGGGAGCUGCGGAGACAGCCUGCGCCGCGAACGUCGGGCGUGUGCGCAGGCUCAGUGGGCCCCCAGGAGGGAGCGACUUAGCGGGCGGUCGAGAAGAGCGCUGACCGGUCACGGGCUGUGGGCACGAUGAGACCCGGAGAGGAGAGGCCGGUGGAGGGGGGCGCCUGCGCCGCCGUCUUCGAGGUGGAGCUGCUGAAGCUGCGCGCGGCGGAGUGCAUCGACGAGGCGGCCGAGCGCCUGGGGGCCCUGAGCCGCGAGAUCUGGAGCGAGCCCGAGCUGGCCUACGAGGAGCACCAUGCCCACGGCGUGCUGACGCGCUUCUUCGAGAGCGAGCGCCCGGCCGCCUCGUGGGUGGUGCAGCCGCACUACCAGCUGGUCACGGCCUUCCGUGCCGAGUGGGGGCCGCCGGGGGGCUGGGCGGCGCCGCGCCCGCUGCACCUGGGCUUCCUCUGCGAGUACGACGCGCUGCCAGGCAUCGGGCACGCCUGCGGCCACAACCUGAUCGCCGAGGUCGGGGCGGCGGCCGCGCUGGGCGUCAAGGGGGCCCUGGAGAGCCUCCCCAGGCUGCCUCUGCCAGUGAAGGUAGUUGUUCUGGGAACCCCUGCAGAAGAAGAUGGUGGUGGCAAAAUUGAUUUAAUCGAAGCAGGGGCUUUUAAAAGUCUCGAUGUUGUUUUUAUGGCCCACCCAUCCCAAGAGAAUGCUGCUUAUCUACCUGAUGUGGCAGAACAUGAUAUGAUUGUGAAGUACUAUGGAAAAGCAUCUCAUGCUGCUGCUUAUCCCUGGGAAGGACUAAAUGCAUUAGAUGCUGCUGUCCUCGCCUACAACAAUCUGUCCGCGUUAAGACAACAAAUGAAACCGACCUGGAGAGUUCAUGGUAUAAUAAAAAAUGGUGGUGUAAUACCCAAUAUCAUUCCCUCUUAUUCUGAACUAAUCUAUUACUUCCGUGCACCCUCAAUGAAAGAACUUCCAGUUUUGACCAAAAAGGCAGAAGAUUGCUUCAGAGCUGCAGCUUUGGCUACUGGGUGCACAGUAGAAAUUAAAGGUGGAGCACAUGAUUAUUACAAUGUUCUUCCCAAUAAGAGCCUGUGGAGAGCUUAUAUUGAAAAUGGAAAAAAGCUGGGAAUAGACUUCAUUUCAGAAGAUGCGAUGUUGAAUGUCCCUUCAGGAUCUACUGAUUUUGGAAAUGUUACUUUUGUGGUUCCUGGGAUUCAUCCAUAUUUUUACAUUGGAUCUAAUGCCUUGAAUCAUACAGAACAAUACACUGAAGCUGCAGGAUCACAAGAAGCCCAGUUCUACACUUUGCGAACGGCCAAAGCUCUGGCAAUGACUGCACUGGAUGUUAUUUUUAAACCAGAGCUGCUAGAAAGAAUCAGAGAGGACUUUAAAUUGAAACUUCAAGAAGAAGAGUUUUUAAAUACAGUAGAAUAAAAGGAAGAUUUAGGAGCCACUCACGGAUCAUGAAGAAGAAGUUAUGAUUUUCUUCUUUAAUCUUUUUUAAUGAGGGAGGAGGGCAUGGCUUGUUUUUCAUUCUUAAGGGAGUCAAAUUCCUCUUACCUGAAAAGUGAGGACAUGAUGUGGAGAAAACACAUUGCCUCAUAUCUAGAGUGAAAAUUUCACAACUCUGUAUAUGAUGGAAUUGUGACAUUUCAGGGCUGGUAUGUAAUGGCAUUUCAUAAACAACCUGGAUGACACAUGGUUUAUCAGUGAUAACAUUUUAUAAAUCCGUAUGUUGUGUGAGUGUAUUUGAAAGAUCCAAGAGAUUUCAAGCCUUAUAUCCAGAAUUGCCACAUGAAAGAUUUUUUUUUGAUAUAGGGUGGUAACAUUGUUCUAUAAAGUUGUUUUAAAAUUCAAGUUCUAAAUUUAGGGAAGGUUCAUCUGGAAUAUCUGACUAUAUCUGUUUUGGUUUAGAGAAUUUCUUCAUUGACAAUAAAAGUACGCUUUUUAUCAGAAAUGCUAUGGGGAAACAACUAGAAACUCAGGUACAAAGAAUAAGCUUUAGUUUUACCAUUUGAAGGAAAAUGAAAAUGUUCUUUUUUAUAUAUAAUUUACUCUGAGAGGUGGCAUUAAAGUGCUAUUCCUCAUUCCAUAUUUCAGUAAUAGAAAAAAUGGUAAAUGGAUAGGAUUAGACUCUUCCUGUAACGUGUUUGCUUGGUAGCCCCAUGGGUUCCAGAGGAAUUUAAUUAGAGGAGUGAUGUCUGCUUAUCUUGAAUGUUAAUGCCAUAUAACUGAUCCCCUCUACCUAGCAGCCCUAUUCAGGUUUCUUCUCAGAAGCUAGCCUGUCCAGCUUGAGUAAACUCAGUAGUUUAUUAAAUUUAGGGGACAGAAUUCUAAGCCUCCUUAAGCCCCAUGCUAGCUCAAUAUAAACUAAAAAGUAUUGUAAGUUUUUCCUGGUGUGACUUUCUCGAACAUGAUAAAAGAAUGUGAAACAAGUAUCCAGUAAAACAAAUUUUUUUUUUUUUUAAAGGCCGAUGAUUUUUUUUUUUUUUUUUUUUAAUUUAUGGCUGUGUUGGGUCUUUGUUUUUGUACGAGGGCUUUCUCUAGUUGUGGCAAGCGGGGGCCACUCUUCAUCGCGGUGCGUGGGCCUCUCACUACCGCGGCCUCUCUUGUUGCGGAGCACAGGCUCCAGACGCGCAGGCUCAGUUAUUGUGGCGCAUGGGCCCAGUUGCUCCGUGGCAUGUGGGAUCUUCCCAGACCAGGGCUCGAACCUGUGUCCCCUGCAUUGGCAGGCUGACUCUCAACCACUGCGCCACCAGGGAAGCCCAAACAAAUAUUUUAAGCUGUGAGUAUAGUAAAGGUCCAGUAGACUUUAUUUUAAAGGGAGUCCUCAAGUUUGAGUGUAAGCAUUGCAGAGAUGGAAGGGGAAGGAGGGAAAAGUGAGCAUUUGGCCUCUCUGCUGUAAGCAAGUCACUUGGGUGCUCUCUGCCUUAGGCUUCUCAUUUGGAAAGUUAGAUUAGAUCCCUCAUCCUUACAGUCCUUUAAACCUCUAAUUCCUAUUCUAUCUGAAAUUAUUUAAAGUUGAAACAAGGAGAAGGGAAUUUGGGUGGAGAGUUAGUAGUUGAGAAUUGCUUUUCUUCCAUAUCAGAGGUCUGCAGACUGCGGCCUGAUUUGGCAAGCAGCCUGAUUCUGUAUGGCUAGCAUGCUGGAAAUGGUCUGUACAUUUUGAAAGGGUUGUAGAAAAAAAUAAAGCAUCAGCGACCAGAUCGUGUGACCUGCAAAACCUAAAACAUUUACAAUCUGGCCCUUCGUAAGAUAAAGUUUGCCAGCCCAUCCUAUGUAACAGUAAAAUAAAAACUGUUUCUCUUUGACUACAUCAUAUAAUCAGAUCUUCUCCUAGAAGAAAACUUGAAGUCUCUGAAUUGAAAACAUUAAGAAAGGGAUUUAGACAGCAGUGCUCUGUGUUGACCAUCAUAAUGCAUCAGUGGUUUCUCCUCAUUGAGGGUUCUGGCUCUUUCGAAGUUCGCUUUCUUUUCGCAUUUACUUUGUUCUGGGAUACAGCUACCCUGCUGCCUUAAGGCUGUCCUCUGUGCAAGCCGCUCUUCUAACCCUUCACAUCAGCUUUUAGAACAUGAUCCUCCAUGACACUCUUUGAUUAUUUAUAACCUCAAACAGGCAUGGUUGGUAUGUAUUUUGCAAACAGAAGAGGGAUCAACAAAGGCUUCACGCUGAGAAUUGGAUAUGUCCAAGACCUCUGGUUUAUAAAAACAGAAUUAGUUUCCUAAUUAUCAAUUUAAUGCAUUUCUCAACUACAAGCUUCAAAUUCCUUAUAUAAAUCCUGCACUCUAAGGAAUGUGGUUUUAUUUUCUAAAGCCUCGCUAAAAUUCUAGAACAGUGAUUGUUAACUGCUGUCCUGACCCACUGAUAUUCUCCUAUCUUUUGUGAACUGUCACAAGUUAACUGUUACUCAUACGAAGUAUUUGUGAUGAAUUUACUUUUUAAAAACGAAUUGGAGAAAAUGUCAGGUUAGAAUUCUGUUGUUGCCAAUUCACUUGUGUUCUGAUAAGCAUCCUGCAUGAGAGAGCAAGGUGUCGAGUUGCUGCUGAUGUGCAGGGGAGAGGUACAGUCUGUACCAGUGCUAUCUGCCACAACCCAGUCGUCGGAGGAGGUAAUGUUGACAUACCGCUAAGAUUUGUGUCCCUUCUGAGUUUCUGUAAGAUUUUGUUUUCCUUUCAACAUUUAAAAAACUUGGUCAACAUAUGGGAUUACCCAUUGGAAUAUAUCCUGGAUUUAUCAUGUCAGAAAAGAGGUUGAGAUGCUCCAGGGUCUAUCUAGAAGUAUAUAUUUUUUUCCCCAGAUCUCACCUUGACAUUUUACAUUAUUUUACUUUAAGUUAUUUAAUAUAAUUCAGACUUUUUAAAUCCCUUUUUACUUUUUAUAUAUCAGUGAAUUAACUGAGCCAUAUUACACUAAAGAGUGUAAAUAAAUAACAUAAAUAACUGCUGAGUCAAAAAUCUGUCCAGAGGAACAACUGUAGCUAAUCUUCACUAUGCCAUUUGAAUUCGGGAGACUACUUCAUUUGUAAUGGUAGUUUUUCCUUUUGGAACUAAGUUCUUUCUUUAUCCUCAUACUUCAAUGGCAUGUUUGGAAUGUGCUAAAUUUUCAUAAACUUUUAUACUUAGCUUAAAUUAUCAUUAUUGAUUAGUCCUCAUAUUUUGGAUUAAGUCUCCAAAGAUUUUGGAAGAUAAAUGGGGAAGCACUCGAUUACAGGAGAACAGUGUCACUUUUAGAUAAAAAGGGUUAUAUAUAGCUCUUUAUAUUUAAAAGACAAAAAUUUAUUUUUAGGAGGUUGACACAUGAAGAGGACUUUUUCAAAAUUUUGUGUCUUGAUUUUGAGGAAGGGGGCAGCUAAGUUUUUCUCCCAGAAUUAAUUUGAAUGAUGACACUUUACUGUCACUUGGAUUCAGUGACUGUGCGUUAUUCCUCCACUAGAUUGUAUGUUCUUUGAAGCCAUUGUCUUCUCAAUAUGCUUAAUUUCCUUCAAGUACACUAAAACCUGACUCAUCUGGAAAAAAACAGGCCAAGAAGCUGAGUUCAUGUAAAGUUUAAAAUAAUAUAAUUUUUAAUAUAUUGAAUUAGUUUCUGACCUAAACUAGAGAUAUAGGUAGACCUGCCUGAGGUAUCUUUGUUUUUAUGGAAAAUGCUUUUAUUGCAUGCCUUUUUUUUUUUUUUUUUUUUUUAAUAACUUUCACUGUUCACAGCCUGAAUGGAAGGCCUUUUCCUCAAAUAGCAACUUUUGGCUAUCUUUGUUAAAUUAAUAGACCUUAAAAGUAUAAUUCAAAUUAAUGGUUUAAAUUUAAUUACAGAUUGAAAAUGUUUUCUCUUUUGUGACUUAAUUUUAAAAGCAGGCCUGACUGAAUAUGGGACCUGUAUAAAACAAUUAUGUGGUACUGCUAAUUACUAAGUUGCUAUAUACUAUAUAAUAAGACUGAGUAUAUCUAAUAUUUAGCUUGCCUCUUAAAAUUCUCAGACUGCUAUUCAGUUUUAAAAACUACCCACAGUUUAUGAACUACUCAGGAAGAUUUUCCCUUUUAAUUGCUUCUUCCUGUAGUACUCAUAAGGGCUGGGGCAUUUAGCAUAAACUAGAACAUUUUCAUGUGUUUAUGGAUACUUUUAUAAACUGAAAGUGUUUUGAUUUCCCACAAUCCUCCAAAGGACUGUUUGUUUAUUGAUGAGUUGUGUUGAUAUUUUUGCUGUUAUAAUUUCAGCAAUGGAGUUCAGUGAACAUUUGUCAAGGAGAGCCUACUUCUAAGCACUGGGGGUAAGACAAAGAGUAAGAUAUGGUCCAUGCCCCCAAAAAACUUGUGGUUGGUGGUAAGUUCUCAUAAGAUUUGCUUCAUCUGAGCAACACUGGGAUUGAGGGAACAUCUGAAGGCUGCUGUCUUGGAAAUUUUUGAGGAAGUGUUUCUAAAACACUUAAAAAUACCUGAGUCAUGUCAGUCUGUUUGAAUAGAAGAAAUCGAUAUGAAAAGUCUUUUCUUAAAAAGUGAUUGUCUUAUUUUAUAAUAUAUUCUUUUUAAAAAACCAUUUCUGAUAGCUGUGUUUUAUACAUUUCUUUUUAUCUGAAGUAUCUCUGGUCUUCUGGAAAAUGUCCUACAUAGCGCUAGCCUUCAAACUAUCAAAGUAAAUUUUCAUUGUAAAAUGAAUUAAUUGUCUUUGUGCCAGCUAGCAACUCUUUAUAAGACUGUAAGGUAUGAAAAACUACAUCUUUAUUUUUUUUACAUACUUCAAGCAUUUUACAAACCAAUUAAAUAGUUGAGGAUAGUGCAUUUUGACAUGUAUGAAAUAAUUUUUUCAAGUAGGCAAUCAGUCUCUAUUACCAUCAGAUCAUAGUCAUUUUUAAAAUGUUAAUACAUACAUAUUAAAGUAUGUAUGAAAAAAAUCUAAAAUGUUAAUAAAUAUGUUUAUCAAAUA
Messenger RNA from Balaenoptera acutorostrata (minke whale), 6408 nucleotides. It is a transcript of the gene PM20D2, whose product is annotated as peptidase M20 domain containing 2. Bases 127 to 1428 code for a protein of 433 amino acids. Gene Ontology annotation, molecular function: dipeptidase activity. NCBI's taxonomy places the organism in Eukaryota, Metazoa, Chordata, Mammalia, Artiodactyla, Balaenopteridae. The transcript is spliced from 7 exons. The record is from RefSeq and is a predicted model, not a curated record.